Ectocarpus sp. CCAP 1310/34 is the source of this 1827-nucleotide messenger RNA. NCBI's taxonomy places the organism in Eukaryota, Phaeophyceae, Ectocarpales, Ectocarpaceae. The record is from the annotation of a GenBank genome assembly.
CUGCUUCAGCGCAAACACUCGUCGUCCCCACCCUGGUCACAACUUUUCCUUCCCUCCUCUUCCACAUCCUACACCCAAUAAGCAAGAUGGUUGCCUCCCAGAUUUUCCUCGGCACUGCCGCCGCCCUCAUCGCCUCCUCGACUGCCUUCAUCGCACCGAUGGCUGUGCGAUCUGCGGCACCGGCUUCCCCUGCUUCAGCCCUCAAGAUGAGCGCUGGGUCCGACUACGUCGCAACCCUGCCCGGAGCUCCCUUCGGCGAUGGAAAGAUUUUCGACCCCCUCAGCUUCUCGGAUGGUGCUGCCCCCGGCGACAUCAAGAAGUGGCGCGAGGCCGAGAUCAAGCACGGGCGCGUGGCCAUGCUUGCUUCCCUCGGGAUUCUCGUCGCAGAGGAGUACCAUCCUCUCUUCAUGGGUAAAGAUUUCAUCGGCCCGGCCAUCAUCCACUUCCAGGAGAUCUCUGCGCAAUUCCCCGAGUUCUGGGCAUUUGCUCUGCUCGGGAUGGCGUUCGUCGAGUACAACACCAUCAUGACCGCUUUCGCCGAGCCAAGCUUCGUGACCGGCGAGGGCGGCCUGAAGGAGGACUACAUCCCGGGAGACCUCGGCUUCGACCCACUCAACAUCAAGCCCAAGACCGAAGAGGCCUUGGACGCGAUGAAGACCAAGGAACUUAACAACGGCCGUCUGGCCAUGAUCGGCACCGCUGGCAUGCUUGUCCAGGAGUUGGUUAACGGGCAGGACAUCCUCCCCAACUUUUUCUCCUAAAUGCUGGGAGCCUCGUGGAUUUCAGACAGCUGUUUGUGUGUGUGAACGUUUUUAGCGGCUGCCGUUGAAUGCAGUCUCUGCUUUGGUUCGCGCAGAGGCACCGCAGUUUACCUCCGAUGGUGAUCAACAAUGCGCAUGAGGAACUGGUAGUCCUGUGGGGUCGAGAAGAGCUUUUCGUUUCACACCGGCUAGCGGUUCCUCCCCCAGGGUCGGUUGUGGAGGCAGUUGGCCAAGGUUGCUUCUCAGGGGAGUAUGAGCACGCGACAAGCACUUGCGGAGCGUUUUGUACAGUUUUGAGUUUGUUAUCUACCCAGUUAUUCGUUUGUCGUAUCGCCUGUGUGACACGACCACAGGAGGGCGGUUGUUGGCAUGAAAUUAUCCCACACGGAGGUCCCAUGAGAUUCGCGUGAUGCGUUUUCCAGGUGCUCGGCAUAAUUUUGGUGUUAAAUUUGUGGUGCUGGAAUUUCACACUUUUCAAAUCGCAGUCUGAUGUAGUGCAGUGUCGAGCGGCCGUGUCUUCCAGACCAGCGGCAAAGUUUACCGUGGGAACGUGAUGCAGUGCAGUAUGUGAGCAAACCCGCACGGUGUAGAGAGAUUGCCAAUUUCUCCCUUUGGCUUUGAUUCAGGGUGUGGGCUACGGUACCCCACCCUAUGUGGCACACUGGCAAUACAGCAGCGGUGUUUUCUUAUUGUAGACAAUUUUCAAUUCGUGCACAUCCUCGGAUAGAACAUGAACGAUUUUCGUCGCAAACAUUUCCCGCUGAAAGCGCCGAACGACUAGAUCACUUUCACGAACGCGCAUAUCUACUCGCUUUGUUUCAUAAACAGAUCGCUAGUGUGUUCCCUCUACGUCACACGUUUUGACGGCAUGUAUCCGCAACAGAUUGAGCCCUGGUGCCGCUGCACGAAGUAGACUUCCCCUUGUCAUGCCCAAAGUCGGAGAAAAGCCGGAGAAAGAUAAUCACUCGGCAAUUUCAUUCCCGGGUAUGCACACGUUUUGGUUGAACAAGUGAAGUCAUGAACGGACCUGUGAUGUACCGCAAUCGUACGGGCAGGUGGAAGCAUC